Epinephelus lanceolatus (giant grouper) is the source of this 2424-nucleotide messenger RNA. Its product is annotated as very long chain fatty acid elongase 6-like. Lineage: Eukaryota; Metazoa; Chordata; Actinopteri; Perciformes; Serranidae. Gene Ontology annotation, biological process: fatty acid elongation, monounsaturated fatty acid; fatty acid elongation, polyunsaturated fatty acid; fatty acid elongation, saturated fatty acid. Gene Ontology annotation, molecular function: fatty acid elongase activity. Gene Ontology annotation, cellular component: endoplasmic reticulum; endoplasmic reticulum membrane. The record is from RefSeq and is a predicted model, not a curated record.
UGAGAGGACAGACCGCAGCAGCAGAGACAGAGGAGACACUGACGGGACUCACAGUUUACAGAUUUUAUUAAAUAUAAACUCCUGAUAAUAUUAUUAAUAUAAAUAAAGAUGCUGCAGGUGAAUGAGACGCAGCUUCCGGUCCUGUCGGAGUACAGCUUCGAGCGGCGCUUUGACGAGAGAGGAGCGAUUCAGUGGAUGCAGGCUAACUGGAGCAAGUCUUUCGUGUUCAGCGCUCUGUACGCCGCCCUGGUGUUCGGAGGUCAGCACUACAUGAAGCCUCGACCCAAAAUGAACCUGCGGCGGCCGCUCAUCCUCUGGUCGCUCAGCCUCGCCCUCUUCAGCAUCAUCGGUGCGAUCCGGACCAGCUCCUACAUGUUCCACAUCCUGAGCAGCAGCGGCUUCAGACAGUCCAUCUGUGACCAGAGCUUCUAUAACGGACCCGUCAGCAAGUUCUGGGCCUACGCCUUCGUCCUGAGCAAAGCUCCAGAGCUCGGCGACACGGCGUUCAUCGUGCUGAGGAAGCAGAAGCUGCUCUUCCUGCACUGGUACCACCACAUCACCGUGCUGCUGUACUCCUGGUACUCCUACAAAGACAUGGUGGCCGGCGGUGGCUGGUUCAUGACCAUGAACUACACCGUGCACGCGCUCAUGUACAGCUACUACGCGGCGCGCGCCGCCGGCCUGUGCGUGCCGCGGCCGUUCGCCGUGCUCAUCACCAGCGCUCAGAUCGGUCAGAUGGCGAUGGGGCUGACGGUGAGCGCGCUGGUGUACCGCUGGAUGCAGCACGGAGACUGCCCCUCCCGCCUCGACAACAUCACCUGGGCCGCCAUCAUGUACCUCAGCUACCUGCUGCUCUUCUCCAACUUCUUCUACCAGACGUACCUGCGCCGCCGCGGGGACGCCAAGACACAUAAGGCUGAGUAGAGACCAGGGGCAUUGUGGGAGAUCUGACUGUGUGUCAUGUCUCUGAACUGAAGCUGCUAACAUUUAAACAUCUUUAACGUGACAUUUUAUAUUUCUGAGGGGAACUGGAGCCAUCGUUUGUUUGGCUGACCUCAGGAGUCAUUUGAAUAACAAAGAUCAACUCCACAUCCAACAUCUGAUGAAUCAAAUCAUCAGACAAAAACACUUUGACACAUAACCAAACUUCAGGCGUAAAAUAAAACCUAAAAUAUUUAUUUGUAAAUCUGCAGGAAACAUCUGUAACAGUGUCGAAUGAUGUCACUUCAGAUUUUUUAAAGUUUGACGGACACACAAAGGUCACAGCAUCGUGAAGUUAAUCAGACUAAAUGAUGAAUGAGUCAGUUUUAUCUCCUCAUAAUUUCCAGCGACUGAUUUUAGUUCACACACACAUUUGUUUUAAACACGCCUUCAUCACUGGGCCCGACGACACAUGACGUCAUCCUGACCGACGACCUGCUGGAAUUUAGUCAAAAGAUUUGUUGACGCUCACUUCGAUGACUCGUCACCCGUCACACCCAGCAGGCUGAUGAAACCACCACUCCCACCUCAAACUGCUCGUACUGGUGUAACUGGUUUCCCCUGUCCACACCUCCAGUCCUGUGUGUGAGGAGCCAAUCAGGAGGCAGCAGCAGACGGUUUACACAAAUCUCACCUGGAGUUUGAUGUUUGAGUCACACUGUUUACAGGAAGUGAUUUUAAAGGCGGACACGUCUAAACUGUCACCAGAAUCCAACAUGACGUCCUCAAACAUCUUGUUCUCAACAGUCUGAAACAGAUUUGAGAAGCUGAAACCUGCCGCUUGAUAAACGUCAACAGUUAAAUAUCUGUCUGUCGACUUUUAUUUGAAUCGACUCGUCGUUUGAGCUCUUUGCUGCUUUUAAACUUUGUGUUUGGUAAAACCAGUUUGUUUACAUGUAAACAAGAAGCUUACAUUAGUGUUGAGGUUGUUUUUUUUUUUCCAUCCACGUUUUCCAGCUGAGAAACAAAAAUCUAUGACGUGAUUUAUUUAUUAAUAUUUAUUUGACGUAUGAUGGCAGCCAGUCGGUGGCCGGAGAAGUCUCCAAACACAAAUCACUAAUGUUUGUUUAUUAAUAUCACUGACGUGUUGAUCACAUGUAUUUAUGAGUUUGUAUUUUUUAUAUUGUUUUUUGCACCACAGAGAUUUUUGUUUACUGAAAGCUGUCGUCAGGAAACAUCUUCCUCACAAACAUGUUGUUUAUUGUUAUUAUUAUUGUUUUGAAGUCUGUGAUGUGAAAGUUUCUGAGUUUUAAGGGGACGUUCAGCAGCAGAAGCUGUUUGAUGAACGAGCCACAUGAACGCUGACUGAUGAUGAUUUUCUGUAUGAACACACCUUUAUAUUUCUGCUGUUGAUGAACAUGACAACAUGUGAACACCUUCAGGUUCAAAACAUUUUAUUUAUUGUUUGAAAAAUAUAAUAAACUGUUUAUAAAUGUUUGUAAA